Messenger RNA from Tetranychus urticae (two-spotted spider mite), 1918 nucleotides. RefSeq lists its product as uncharacterized. Gene Ontology annotation, biological process: regulation of apoptotic process; intrinsic apoptotic signaling pathway in response to DNA damage; release of cytochrome c from mitochondria. Gene Ontology annotation, cellular component: mitochondrial outer membrane. The record is from RefSeq and is a predicted model, not a curated record. Gene Ontology annotation, molecular function: BH domain binding. Lineage: Eukaryota; Metazoa; Arthropoda; Arachnida; Trombidiformes; Tetranychidae.
GCUUUAGUUGGAGUUAAAAAACACUUUUCAUUGCUUCACUUACUUUUUGUCUUAAUACAAUAAAAGAUAACAACUUAUUUAACUUUUUGUUUUUGAUUUGUUUAUUGUCAUUUUAGUUUUAAGUGUUCAAAGCAAUGGCUAUUGGAAUUCGUAUUGAGGAAACUGACCAAGAUGGAUCGCCUCAGCAGCAAAUAUACAUCACUCGCGGUGGAGAAGAUCCCGAGCAAAUUGUUUUGCCUUAUGAUGAAACUGCGGCAACCGCUCAAAUGGUGUUUAGUGAUAUUUACCAUCGCACCUUCUUUAAUGAAGGUAUUCGCCCACCGGAAUCCACAAUUGACUUCCUCAGUCAUUAUGAAGUUUGUGCUGAGCAGAUGCUGACUAGUGUUGGAGAAGAUUUGAGACGAAUUGCUGCCAAAAUUGAAGCUUCAAGUGAACGUGAAAAAAUUCGCCGGCGAGCACGAAGUGUCAAUUUGAGAAUUGAUUCCUUCGAAAGAUUCAGUGCCAUGCUAAAAGGACUAUUUCCCGAUAAUCAUAUAACUCGAGAAAGGAUUGUUGUUCUUUUCUUCUUUUGCUCAGACAUUGCUGUUCGCGCUUAUUCCUCAAGUCCAGUUGCUCAUUUCCAUAAACUGAUUGGAUGGUCUCUUAAAUUCAUUUUCAGUCACAUUUGUUCAUUGGUAAGAAGUCAAGGAGGAUGGAAUAAAGUAAUUUCAAAUUUUGUUCAAGGAACAGCAAUCACAGUCUGUGCCAUUCUUGGUUCUGUUGCAUUCGCCAUGUACAUCAAACGAAAUUUUUGAUUAACCUCUUAUUUUACACUGAAUCAAAUUCCUUUAGCCAUUGUCAUUCAUCUGUUAAAAUAUUGAUUAUCAUUCAAUAUUCAUAAGUUACAUUAACCUCUGAAUGAUAAUUUAUGCAAUCAAUUUACCUUUCUUGAUGACGAAUUUCAUUAAGACGAUUGCCAACAAUUGCAGCAACAGGAUCUCAAUUCAAGAUUCUCAGUCUUCAAUUCUCUUCCGUAAACCUUAUUAUAUUCAAAUCUACAGAUUAUUCCUCUGGACGAAACAAUAGACAUCAGCUGAUUUUGGGACUGUAUAAUAAUAUCACUAGGACAAAAGCAACGACGAGAUAUCCAGCAAUCCAUGCCACAAGAUAUGAGUAUAACAACAGUUGAUCUGCAAAUCUACCCACCUUUCUGACCCGAUGACGCAGAGUUCACCUAAAUAAUCUUGUGAACUACAAACCGCUCAAACACCAGUUUAUCUUGUAUUUAUAAUCGAUUGGAAAAGUGUUACUAAUUUAUGAAUAUCAAAUAGUUAUUUACUCUUCACCUCAUCAAUUUACGAACGAUGGAUUAAAUUGUAGCAAUUUAAAUGAUGCAAGCCAGUUUCAUGAAAAGCUAAUCAAAUACUUGGCCAUAUGUAUUGUCUAAAUCAUCUGACUAGUUGGCUGGGUGGAAUGAUUGGAAAGGAUGCUAUAAAUUGUCAAGAGUUGAUUUGCUAAUUAACUAUUAACCAUUUCUGGGAUCGUACAUGAUCAAACAUAAGAUUAUUGUUAACCUUUUUGUCAUUUGUCAUGAGUUUUGUAGGCUUUUAUAAGAGGGGAUUAACCUCUUUUUUAUAUUGUAAUCCUGGUCACAAGUUAUUGUCCACACUUUCCACUGCCAUCUUCAAUUUAACCAAACAUUUUUUAAUUUAUCUUCUGACACACUUUUGCUUACAAUUAUCUAUACACUCUUCAACCGAUCUCACAGAGGAGUCAAAUUGAUUUCAACUUGGAUCGAUUACCUAAAUUAACUGCUUUAUAUUAACUCCUUUUGUGCCUUUAAAUUAUCUUAUUAUAAUUAUCUCUUAUAUUUUACAUGAAUUCAUUUUUCAAAUCUUUGAUUUAAAUCCAAUAAAAUGAUGUUAUCAAUUGUAUUCAA